Camellia sinensis is the source of this 459-nucleotide messenger RNA. RefSeq lists its product as uncharacterized. Gene Ontology annotation, molecular function: DNA-binding transcription factor activity, RNA polymerase II-specific. The record is from RefSeq and is a predicted model, not a curated record. Gene Ontology annotation, biological process: positive regulation of transcription by RNA polymerase II; cellular response to iron ion starvation. Lineage: Eukaryota; Viridiplantae; Streptophyta; Magnoliopsida; Ericales; Theaceae.
AUGGAUUCAUCUAGCAAUAUUGGUUCGGAACAAUGCAGUAAGGAAAAGGUUUUCAAGAGCAAAGAAGAAUUGUUCAGCUGGGUUCGGGUUGUUGGAAGGAAAAAUGAUUUUGUGAUUGUCAUCAAGACAUCGGACUAUGGUGGCGAUCAUAGGACACCAAGGAUAUAUAUUGUCUGUGAGAGAAGUGGUCAAUUAAAAAGAGAUGAUUCAAACAAAAAAAUUGUGAAGAUAACAAGUACAAAGAAAUGCGAGUGUCCCUUUGAGUUGAGGGCUCAUAAGUUGAUGACUAAUGAUGCUUGGAUGCUAGAUGUAGCAUGUGGAAUGCAUAAUCAUGCUCCUGCUAAACAUUUUGAAGGACAUUCAUUUGCAGGAAGAUUAUAUGAGGAGAAAACAUCAUUAUUAGUGGAUAUAUCCAAAAGCAUGGUCAGACCAAAAGAGAUUUUGGUUACCUUGAGAUAA